AUUUGGAUGAUCUCACGAAAAAGUUGUGUCAAGGUGCCGACAUGAAGAAGCUCCAUGGUUGCAGCACGAUACGAAGAGGUAGCGCCAUCAUCCAUCAUUGGGAAUUUGUUAUCUUGACUUUUGUGAGAGUGGAGCUGCCUUGCUCUUUCAACAUUUCGUAAGGACGAAACAACCGCGACGCACCCGAGAGAUACUUACACCUAUACGCAAUCCAUCCUUGGUAUCAUACACUAGGCAUCAUGCGCAAUGGGUUCCAGUGGAGGCGCAGUAGCCUUCUUUCAGGGUUUUUGUUGGUGCUUCUAUCAGUCGGCAGCGUGAACUCCUUCGGUCGACCUCGCCAUGACCCCAUCAAGCGCCCUGCCGCCGCAACGAGUGGCCGAAAAAAUGUCCGAGAAAGCGACGUCGUUGGCCCCAGGAGCGGUCGAAGUGGUGUACGGACCAGUCUUCAUCACGACGAGGAAGAGGAAGAUGGAGGUGUUGGUCGAAAAACCCACCGCGAAUCCUUCUUUCGCAGCAGCAAGACAAACAGCAACGGCAAUGCAGCCAAGCCACCUCGGAAGAUUGAACCAGAAAAGACCGAACCGGGAACAAAAGACGCAACCGACUUGGAAGUGACGACACGAAGCAGCGACAGCCAAUUCCAUGCCACUCGCACAGAGAAUGGUGGCUCAGGGGCCAUACUUACGCGACACAACCAUGCCGCCAGCUCCAACGCAAUUGUAUCGGUAGAACCAAAAAAAGACAGAACUGCGGGACUAGGAAGAACUUCUUCAGCGGGUGGCACGAGCAGCGGCAAUCCCGGUCCAACCAGCAGUAACACCAAAGGCGAACGACGGGGUAGACCUGGACAAAGUCGAGCCUUUGGCCACGGAAGUAAUAACCAACGCAAUAUUCACCUUGGAAAUCGCGAUAACGACGACAAUCGAAAGACGCGUCGCGGUCUCAAAGCCCGGGGUGGUGUGGGCAGUCUCCAAGUCAAACCUAAUGCCGUCAAAGCGGGCAAGAGAGCGGUUGGUUCCGGAUCCCCCAUUGACUGUUUAGAGCGAGCGGGAAAGAAAUGCAAGCGAGGAGGUGGGGAACAGAGAGCAGGAGAAGUACGAGGACCAACAUUGACGCAGGAAGGCGGUGAGGAAAAGCUGGUCGAACCAGAUUUCUCGUUGGCAGAAGAAGACGCCGAUGAGGUCCGGCAGGAACUUUCUUCAUCUACAAUUGCGUGGAUCCACAAUGUGGGGGGUACUGUAGACGACGCCAGUAAGCGAUUCUAUGGAAGUUCUUCGUCCACCAAAACCGAAUCGACGGCAUCUGGAACAACGGACCAGUCGGCUGGCCUCGUGGAAGUCGAUGCAACUGGGGAAGAAGUGGAUGAGAACGAAAUUGCCGAAGAUCGAAAGGGCAAAGACGUAACCGUUGAGGUCUCUGAGUUUACUCCACGGGCCAUUCCCAACCGGUAUGGAGGAGUUCAUAAUCAGCACUCUACCUACAUUGGCCAAAACACUCAACAAGGGCAAAUUCAGCAGACUGGCAACCAAGGCCAGCAAUUACCUUACGUGAAUCCCAACUCCCAAGGCCAACAGGGUGGCAACCAAAACCAAGACUUCACCAGUUUCCAGUCCGGCAACCAAAUGCAAAACUAUGCCUACCCCCUUCCAAGCAACCCCAACGAGCAAAAUCAAAAUCAACAGCAGGCCAGCACCCAGAGCCAAACUGUACAAUCAGCAACAGGAGGACAAGGGGGGCAAGGAGGGCAAGCUGCGGGAGACCAACCGGCUUGGGUGGCUGGCUACUACCAGCAGAAAGGUUCCAUUUACUCAGAUCACCCAGCAGAAGAGUCUACUGCUCAAGAGCAACCACAGAACGUUGGUGCAUCGGGCGGUGCUUCAGGUUCUGGAACCCAGUUACAGUCGGUAAGCUCUGUAACAGCGGCCGUUCAGAGUACCAAUUCUCAACAACCUGAAGCAACCGAAACUGAAACAUCUGCGGCAGAGGACACUGGUAGUGGUUUUGACCCAGACGGCCCUCCUGGGGACUCUAGUGCAAAUGCGUACGAGUUCUACAAGGAAUGGUUCCAGGAUAUUGAUGAAAUGGACACUGGUGGGGACGGAGGCGAAGGCGAUGGCUCAGAUGUUGGGUUCUAUGCUGAAGACGACGGCACAAACCAAGAUGCUUUUUUUGACGAGGAUGAUGAAGUCGACGAAAACGUGGAAGGCGGCGAUGGCACAGAGUCAGAUUUUUCUUCCUUUUUUGAUGACGAGGAAGAUGAGGACUACGACGAGGAUGGAGAUGGAAUGGGGGGAGGUCAAGGGGACAUCGACCCCACCGCGUCAGUGGUUCCCGGACCCUAUCUUUCGUUCUUUGGGAGCUCCACGUUGGCCCCCAUUGUUUUUCCGUCAGAAAACGGCACAAUAGAAGCAGCCGGUGCCACGCAAGUCACAGGAGAUCUUAGCGGCAACAAUCCAACGCUGGUGCCAGCAGGAAUUGACCAAACGAACGGAAGCGCCCAGCCUCCAUCGACAAUAACAGGUACCGAAACAACUCUGCUGGAGCAAGACUCGACAUCUACACUUCAAACUGAAGACGAAGGCGGCACAACCUUUUUUUACGAGACUGUUGCAGCAUCUCCAGUGUACGUUGAAACAACAGGAUUGUCGGAUUUGCAUGCGCACAAGGAGGAAGUGUUCCAAAGCCUAGAGCCAUUGCUCAGUCGUCAUUUGGAAUCGUUGUUUGGCGAAAACUUCAUCGAGAGUUACCAGAUGACAAUAACGUAUGUUAGGUCCGAAGACUCGGUCCACCAGCUACGACGAGGAUCAGAUGCUAAGACCUUUGUGACACAACUGGUUGUCUUCGUUGUGUUCCAUUUGCGUACUCUGAGCGAGGAUGACAUAUCCAUCUUCACGGAAACGGUUGCAUCCGAGGCAGUUGAGCAGUUCUUUGAUGAAUCCAACCCCGAGCUCAAGUCAUUCCUUCGCAUAUUGAAUGCCAAGGGGUUGAAUGUCCGAGAAAUCCACGCACAAGGCCAGCCUCAUCCACCUAGAAACCAUGCCAUGGAGCAUGGUAUUUCUCACAUAACGCCAUCGAAUACCACCGCACCACCUGAACCUGAAGCACUUGAGGAAGAAGCAGAUGAGGGUGUAUGGAGCUUCUUUACCAACCUCUUCGAAAGCGUUGGGCCGAGAGUUGCUAUCAUUGCUGCCGCUGCCAGUGGAUUGUUUGUCGUGGUUGCGGUUGCUGCGGCUGUCUGCUACAAUAAGAGUCGUCGUCGGCGUCUUGCCGGACGUGGGCGUUACAUUCUCGACAGUGCCAGUGACGUCGCAAGCGAGUACGGAUCCCGCGCUCAGCACUCGAUUCAAUCUAUGAAAUCAAGGAUCCAGCAUACCGGUAGUCGAGCCAGCGGAUACUUGAGUUUUGGAACAAAAUCGAGCAGCGGUUCCUCGGUGAUGUCUGAUGCUUCAUCCAAACUGAGCUACAUCCAACCCGCAGCUAUUCAGCGGCGCAAGAACCGUGUCAUCUCUGUACCACAGGAGGACGACACACCGCUACAAGGGCGCCAAGACGACGACUUUGGCAUGGAGGGAAACAAACCCGAAAGCGUUUACGAUAUAGACAUUGAUGAUGAAGACGACUUUCGGGGCGUACGCCACCAAGCGAAACACAAGAAACGUGAAAUCGAUAUCGCGCAAGACGAAGACGAAGACGUCGACGAGGAAAGCGACAGUAGCGACAGCAGCGAUGAUGACACGAUCAGCCGUCAGAGCAAACUGAGUUUAGAUCGAAUUUCUAUUGCCAGAAGUUCCAAGAAGAUCGCCGAGCCAGUGAGGAAGCUCAGGCCAGUCCAGGAGAGACGGGUUGAACCACCGAGAAAGCUCAAGGUCACUCAAAAGAACCGCGUAGAACCGGCAAGGAGAAAACAAAAAGUUGUCGACAAGAAGCGUUACAUGCCUGCGGAGACGUUUGAGGAUGAUCAUGAUGAUGACGAGUAUGAUGCUGCUGACCUGCACGACGAUGAAUUUGGAGCCGAACAAGGGAGUGUUCACAUCCUGAAAUCCGUUAGCAGGGCCAGCAGCCACAGCGAGAGUAGUCGCGGGGAUCCCGACAGUUUUGUCAAUAGUGUGCCUGUCUACGAUGUAGAAUCCAUCGCGCAGUCGUCCAUGACAAGCGCGUCCAAGAGCAUCUACCGUCGCGACGCAGAUGACUACCUGAUGACGCAGAAAUCCUUCGUCCCGCUUUCUCCUUUAUCUUCACUACUGGCCGAAGCCAUGGGCGAAUCACCCAAGUCACUGACACACACCGCCAGUAGGCCUCGAUCUCCACCCAGGGCUCGACGCCGCGGGAUGGACCCCCCUCCGAGUCAUUCCUACACCACUGACAACUACCACUACGGAUAUCGCAUAACCCCUCCCUCGUCUAUGCAUGAUAUCAUGCCUGAUGAAUACAUAAACAAAAAGCGGUGGCAAGAUGACGAAGAGGACACGACAGUGAAUCUUCCGGAUCAUGUCUCCUCUGGAGCGACUCAAUACUCAAUGUCGACGAGACACUCGAACACCGAAAGCUCGUACAUGUCAGGGAUGACAACUGAGCGGCAGCUUGUGGUAUACGAAGGCGAAGAACAGGGCAAGAACGAACAUUAUCGAUACUAGCUAGCAAGCUUCAGUUCUUGGUUACAGCUCUGAGUGCGAGACGACAACUACUCGCAUGCAUGCUUGGAAGAGGGAACCACGGCGCCCCAAGCAUGCACAAAUACAUCCCCGGCAAGCAAGCAAAAGAAUCGAAUCAAGAAAAUUCCUGAAACUACCUUCCUACUUCCAAACGGAUGGUCCUGCCAGCCAAAUUCCAUUUCAUUAGACAAUAAGGAGUUAGCUAGUAGUAUGAAAUGUAUAUCACUAACAAUAGUAGGUGGUUACU
Messenger RNA from Seminavis robusta, 4899 nucleotides. The record is from the annotation of a GenBank genome assembly. Lineage: Eukaryota; Bacillariophyta; Bacillariophyceae; Naviculales; Naviculaceae.